CUCGACAGAGACAGUUAGAUCCUCAAAACCACAUUCGAAGUUGGAGACUCUUUUCACACAUUCACGUACUCAACAACAAAUCAUAAAUGGGCGAGCAAGAGAACUGCCUGGGGAGCACUACCGCACGGCCAUCAAAGAAACGGCCCAUGAUGACGGCUGCUACCACUACUACUACCAGUAUUGAGUCUCUGCAAGGACGGCAACAACUUUCAGUAACCGCCAAGAAGAGGGUCGUCUUGGGUGAGCUCACCAACAUCCCCAAGAUUGUCGAGUUGAGCAGUAUUCCAAAGCCUGUCCACCCGAAACCAAAAUCCAGUACCAGUAGAGAAAAAGAGGAGGUAGUGAAAUCAGAUGCUGAUGUUGAUCGUUGCCCUGAUGAUUCCCGCAAAUAUGCCGAUGCCCCUCUCAUUUAUCAGCAUCUUCGCUCACUGGAGGUGGAAGGAAACAGAAGGCCGUUGCACAAUUACAUGGAGAAGGUUCAGAAAGACAUAACACCAACUAUGCGAGAAAUUCUAGUUGAUUGGCUGGUGGAGGUUGUUGAUGAAUACAAACUUGUCUCUGAUACUCUUUAUCUGACUGUGAACUACAUAGAUAGAUUCCUAUCCUCACAUGCUUUGUCGAGGACGAAACUUCAACUCCUUGGUGUAUCCAGCAUGCUUGUAGCUGCAAAGUUUGAAGAAAUUACUCCGCCACAUAUUGAAGAUUGUUGCUACAUAACAGAUAAUACGUACACCAGAGAAGAGGUUGUAGCUAUGGAGAGCAAUAUACUAAUGUUUUUAAAUUUCAAUACAUCUAAUCCAACAGCAAAGAGUUUUCUCAGAAUGUUCACCAAGGCUGCACAAGAAAUCUCAACAUUUUCCAACUUGCAAUUUGAGUUCUUGGCUUGUUACCUGGCGGAGCUGAGCUUGCUAGAUUAUAUCUGUGUGAGGUUCUUGCCAUCAAUGAUUGCUGCUUCAGCAAUUUUUCUUGCUAGAUUUACAAUGCUACCAAGCAUUCAUCCCUGGAGUUUGGCAUUGCAGAGAUAUACAGGUUACGAAGCAUCUGAUUUAAAGGAGUGUAUCCUUGCCAUUAAUGAUCUACAGCUUAAUAGAAGACCGACCUCUGCACAAGCAUUAAGAGAAAAAUACAUGCAAAACAAGUUCAAACGUGUUGCAGCAUUGUGUCCACCCUCAGAGAUUCCCAGUCAUUAUUUUGAGGUGGUGACUGGAAAGCAUUCUUCAGAAGCUCAAGAAGCCCCACUUUGAGUGUGCAUAAAGAUCUUAAUUCUGACGGAUAACCACCAUAUGUCUUGAUCUGUCUUGGGAAGAUUAAUCUAUAAAGUGGCUCGUGGACGAGUUCAUCAAGUGGGUGUCAAGGUUUGAUGCUUUGCAUCUCCAGAAGACAGAUAUGGAUGCUGACCUGAGAGUUUUAUCCUCUGGAUUUGAUAAAGAGACUACAAUAAUUUUUUUUCCCCAACCUUGAAUAAGAAAAUGUAAAGUACGUAUGUUAUUCUGAAGUCCAAUGUUUAUGCAUCUGCAUAUAGUAAACCUAAACCAUUGCACAAUUUUCACUGUUGGUGUUUUGCUUUUUAGAGCAUAUUUUGCUCCUUGGUUGAUUUUG
This is a messenger RNA of Coffea eugenioides, 1599 nucleotides long. Its product is annotated as putative cyclin-A3-1. Gene Ontology annotation, cellular component: cytoplasm; cyclin-dependent protein kinase holoenzyme complex; nucleus. The record is from RefSeq and is a predicted model, not a curated record. NCBI's taxonomy places the organism in Eukaryota, Viridiplantae, Streptophyta, Magnoliopsida, Gentianales, Rubiaceae. The transcript has 8 exons. Gene Ontology annotation, biological process: mitotic cell cycle phase transition; regulation of cyclin-dependent protein serine/threonine kinase activity. The coding region runs from base 87 to 1244 and encodes 385 amino acids. Gene Ontology annotation, molecular function: cyclin-dependent protein serine/threonine kinase regulator activity.